This is a messenger RNA of Notothenia coriiceps (black rockcod), 1983 nucleotides long. RefSeq names its product family with sequence similarity 89 member B (gene fam89b). The coding region runs from base 303 to 827 and encodes 174 amino acids. The record is from RefSeq and is a predicted model, not a curated record. The transcript has 2 exons. NCBI's taxonomy places the organism in Eukaryota, Metazoa, Chordata, Actinopteri, Perciformes, Nototheniidae.
GAGCCGGGGGCUGUCUGUGGGUGAACUCUCCCACACAAAGGAGAGGAAACAAAACAAAGCCAGGAAGCUGUGACAUUAACUCGGAAUUCACUCCUUUAGACACUCACAUCCACGAGACAGCCAUUGAUUUGUUCUAAUAUUGUUUUCAAGACUUGGGGAAACCGCCGCUGCUGGAAGGGGAAACCAAUAGCACCUUUGGGUGAUGGUGAGAGUGAGACAGCAUUUAUGCGCAUUUGAAAGUGAUCGAUCCAUGCAGAAAGCGUGCCGUGGCGUCUCGUGCUGAGUCAGCUGUCCGCGGGGUGAUGAACGGGAGUCGGCGCGGCGCGGCGGACGGUCCGGGCGGGGGCGGUGCCUCCGGGGUCUCCUCCGUGGAGGGGCUGCCGCCGCUGCCCAAAGGCCUGAGCGGCAUCCUGAACUCCAGCGGCGGGUCGUGGCGGGACAUCGAGAAGGUCCACAGCAAGAGGGCGCGCAUCCAGGCCGACAUCAACCGGGGCGGCGGGGACGGGCAGCGCGGACACGGCAAGCCGGGAGGACUGGACGCUGCUCUGGCUCUGCUGCGGAAAGAGAUGGUCGGUCUGCGUCAGCUGGACAUGUCUCUGCUGUGCCAGCUGUGGUCCCUCCAUGAGUCCAUCCAGGACUUUAAGGGCUCCUCGCUGCUGUCCGAUGUCUCGCUCUCUGCUGAUAACGGAUCCUCCUCAGAGGACGAGGAAGAUGAGGAGGAGGCAGGAGUUAUCGCACAACCUCCAUCCUCUUCAUCCUUGUCUCUGCCUCAACCAAGCAGCAACUCCAGGGACCAGUGGAUCAAGGACUCCUUUCACAUUCCCUGAUGAAGUUAAACACACACUCACACACGCUCACUGUGGAGACAUCUUACUCUCCUUUACGUGCCAUGCCACACACAUCUCUUUCCAGAUUGGUUUUCUGGCUGUGGGUCGAUUAAAAUGAGAGCAACUCAAUAGCUCUGCAGUACAGAGUAUUACUUGGCUUUUUAUGAACUUAUAAUCUUUGCAUUACCUAAGUGUUAGUUUUCCUGUCAGUUGUUUAUCUCUGAAGAAAGAUCCAGACUGACAAGUGUUACCAGGUCUUAUCAGCUUUUUGUACUUCAUUGCGUAAUCUUCAUGCUACUAUACAUGCUGCUUGCUUGUCCUUGAAUUUAAGCUGCUUUAUAAGAAUUAUUUUCGGGCCUUAUUCCACUUUUGAUACAUCUGAUGCCUGAUUAUGGUUUCCUGAUAAAUCCAGCCUUGCUGUUCUGUAAACUGUGCAGGACAAUCUUCCACAGUGUCCUCUGCCAGUUGGUGUCUUAACAAAAAAAGGGCUUUCUUUAAAUAGCAAAACUGUCUUGAUUUCUGUGAGCAUUUGACACAGUACACACAUUUUCUAAACCCAAAUUUGAGAAGCAAUCAAAAUGUAUAAAUCAGCCCAACCCAACAAGUCCUGUUGAAUAACAAACUGCAGAAAUAAGUUUAUAAGUACUAUCUUCGCUGCCUUUAAAAAGUUGUUGAAUCCAUUUUGAAGCUGUGAUGCUCUCCUUUCAGCAGGAGAAAAAACACCUGAAAAGGGGAUUUUGAUCUCAGUGAGGAUAAUGCGUUCGUUUAAUACAGUUGUAUACGGCUUAGGUAUAUUGAAUUACUUUGUGCUUCUUUUAAAUACUUCACCAAUCCAGACUUUUGGCAAACCUGAAAAAGUAUUAUUCAAAUGAAGCAACUCCUUAAUGCAAUUUUUAAAUAUUUUUUCUCAGUGGAUUUUUCUACUUUUAAACAGUGUUUUUUUUUGUUACCUCGACUCUUAGCUGUGUUUAUGUGCAUGCGACUAUCAAAUGGAGGCACAGUCUGCCCAGUAGAAACCAUUAAAUAGCCUUUGAUUAAAUAACUUAUCAAACAAAUUGUGUUAAAGUUUUCUUGAUUGGCAAAUGCUUUGUAAAGCCAGUAAAUGACUUGUUUUGUAUCUACAACUUAAAAUAAAAACCAUCUUGUACACCACAGA